UCCUUAAUUGGGAUUCAUUAGCAUCCUGAGAACUUCAAUUAUACGGCAAUAUCCCUACAAAAACUAUUAGCAUUCGUGGAAAAUCCGACAUUGGAAUUCUUUAGGAUCCGGACAUUCCAAAAAUACGGAAAGAUGCUGCUUAGCAUCCGUGGAAAAUCCCAUUUUGGGAUAUGUUGGGAUCCAUUUAUUAAGGACCCCAGAAAUCUAAAUUUUGGAUAUUUUACAGAUCCCACUCGAAUCCGUUUGCAUCCGCUAGCAUUUGUUACAAAUACGUAAAUAUCCCUGUUCGGAUGUGGCUACAUCCGAUGCCUUUCACCCAGUGUUUGUUACAUAACAUGCUAGUUACAUAACAUGCUAGUUACAUAACAUGCUUUUGGUUCUGAGACAAAAAGUUAUGCUAAGGGAGGAUCAUUAGUCGAUUACAAAGUAAAUCAUAAGUUGUUAUUAAACGGAUAUGGAGUUUGCUGUGCGAAAAAGGCUUCUACGUCCUGUGUCCUUAUUCAGUGUUUCCUUUCUGACAAUGGUAUUUGUUGUCUUAUAUUCGCUGCAAGGAAAUUACAAGAAGCGAAUGAUAUUUCCCGUCUCUCAACAUAAGAGAGCAUCACGAUCAGUAUGGCACAACGUCACCGCCGCCGACUUUAUCAGAAAUAUGACAAGAAAACGAUUCUUGACGUGUCGGCAUUUCCUUCCAUAUUCAUAUCCUGCCACAAAAUCUUCGGAAUUUCGAACUGAGAAGCAGUGUACCAGAAGAUCACCAGUUGGACAUUACCGCACAUGCGCAAUCGUCGGGAAUGGUGGCAUUCUCCUCUCUAGUGGCUGUGGAAUGAAAAUUGACAGCAAUGAGUUUGUGAUCAGAGUGGCACAUUCACCGAUCGAAUCGUUUGAAAAGGAUGUUGGCCAGAAGGUCAACUUGACAGUUGUGAACGACGUAUUUUUGGGGAAAUUGCAGAAGAAAGGCAUAGAUCCAAAUUGGCUACGAUCUCGAAACAACUCUAUAAUAAGCUAUGUACUCAAUCACAACAAUAAUCUAAAGACUUUAAACGACGUAGUGAGGAAGUCACAUCUCAACAUAACAAUCACAAACUCUAAGUAUCCAACAAGGGCACUGGUCAGAAAGUUCUGGAAUGAUACCAGGAAGACGUUUCUAGAGGUCCCGACGGCUGGACUUAUCACCUACACUCUUGCUUCAACAUUCUGCGAUGUCAUUACAUUAUACGGCUUCUAUCCUUUUGGUCAGGAUUGGAAUAACAGAACUCUGCUUUACCAUUAUUACCAAAGUGGCCUUGCCAAAAUUUUUUUUGACAAAAAUAAAUUGCAUGACUAUCCAAGUGAGCAUAAAAUCUUGAAAUCACUACAUAAUUUGAAAGCUCUUAAGAUGGUUACUGAUGUUUGCACCUAAGUUGUCUCUAGAUUGUAUUGUAGCUUGAAUAUAUUAGUGUUUCGACUAUGCAGCGUACGUUAUGUAGCGGACUUCUUUCCCGUUUCGGCUGCUAUGUAAGAUUUCCCGUAUUGAACUGGGGUCAUAAUACAUUCUUUUAUAUACAUUUAGUAGAAUUAGUUUGGGUGUACAUUUUACUCCCCUCAGGUAAAUUACUGUAUAGGUGGUCUAUAACAGGGGACUUACGAAUCGAUACGUGGAGAGAAAUUACCUUAACCUGAUUGCUACUUCUCAUUCAACAAGGCAUUAUCAAGCAGACACCUUAGCUCUACUUAAAAAUUGCGGUCACCUAUCAACAACCACCGUGAUUGAACUGAUGAAGGCAAACCACCACAGCGGAAAACGGCUCGUCUGGUUGUAUAACAAAGCAAACAUGAAAGUAGGAGUUUUAAAAGUUUAGAUAAAAAAAAAA
Branchiostoma floridae (Florida lancelet) is the source of this 1850-nucleotide messenger RNA. RefSeq names its product alpha-2,8-sialyltransferase 8B-like. The transcript is spliced from 5 exons. Gene Ontology annotation, molecular function: alpha-N-acetylneuraminate alpha-2,8-sialyltransferase activity. Gene Ontology annotation, biological process: N-glycan processing; oligosaccharide metabolic process. NCBI's taxonomy places the organism in Eukaryota, Metazoa, Chordata, Leptocardii, Amphioxiformes, Branchiostomatidae. The record is from RefSeq and is a predicted model, not a curated record. Bases 455 to 1399 code for a protein of 314 amino acids.